ACCCCUCCAGCUCCCCGCCCCAGCCCCAGCUCCUUGGGUUGCCGGCUGGUGGGACCUUGCAGAGGCGGCCAGCAGGCACAGGGGAAGGAGCUCUGGGGCAGCCUUUUAAACCUCUUUUGAUAUUCGCAGUGGCAUUUCUGGCCUUUCCUGUCCCAGGGGGCAGUCAGAGGAUAGGAGGCCCUGACCAUGGCUUCCCAGGCAGCCAGUAACCAAACCAGGCAGCCGGUUGAUGAUGAUGAUGAUGGCUUCGGCAGCUGGUACAUUGACGAACCCCAGGGGCCGGAGGCGUCCCAGCCUGCUGAGGCAGUGUCCGCCUGCCACCCCAGUGUGCCGCUUGGCCUGCCGCAUGCCUGCCUGGCUGCCCUGUCGCUCCUGGCCCUGCUGCUAUUGGCUAUGACCCUGAGGCGCCGCCGGCUCUGGCCCUGCUGUGGGCUUGGCCGGCCAGCACUGCCCAGCCCUGUGGACUUCCUGACCAGGGACAGCCCCUUGCUGGUGCCCGCUGCUCUCCUCGUGGUCCUCUUCAGCUCACUGUGCCUUCUGCUCUCUGGCGAGGACCCAUUGCCCUUCCUGUCCCUUGCCUCGCCUCCCAGCCCAGAUGGGGAAACUGAGACCUCAAGAGGGCCGUGGAGGAUGCUGGCCUUACUCUAUUACCCUGCCCUCCUGUACCCUCUGGCCGCUUGCGCCACAGCUGGACACCGAGUCGCGCACGUGCUGGGCAGUGUGCUAUCUUUGGCUCAUCUUGGGGUGCAGAUAUGGCAGAAAGUGGAGUGUCCCCAAACACCCAAGAUCCACAGGCACUACGCGCUGCUGGCUUCCCUGCCCCUCCUGCUGGGCCUCGGGCUUCUGAGCCUUUGGUAUCUGGUGCAGCUGCUGCAAAGCUUCAGCCACAAGACAGGAGCAGGCGCCAAGCAGGGGUGGCAGGGCAGCUACCAUGAGGAGUAUCUGAAGAGCCUCCUGUGCCGGAAGAACCUGAAAGGCAGCUCCAAUGUCUCCAAACACAGCCUUCUGUUCCGAGCGUGGUGUGGCGCUAGUCACUAUGUCUACAUUCCCCAGCCAGGAUUUCGCCUGCCGCCAAUGCUCCUACUGUCAGCCACACUAACAGGGACGGCCAUCUACCAGGUGGCCCUGCUGCUGCUGGUGACUGUGGUCCCCACGGUGCAGAAGGCCAGGGCAGGGGUCACCACGGACGUGGCCUAUCUGCUGGCUGGCUUUGGGAUCGCGCUGCCUGGGGACAGGCAGGAGAUUGCUGAACUGGUGAAGCGCCAUCUCUGGGCUCUGGAAGUUUGCUACAUCUUGGCCUUGGUCCUGUCCUGCUCUCUCACCUGCCUGGUCCUGAUGCGUUCACUGGUGACACACAGGGUCAACCUGCAGGCUCUGUACCGAGGAACUGCCCCAGACUUGGGCCCCCCAGCCCACAGACCCCAGCCUUCCCGCCCUGCCAUAUUCUGCUGGAUGAGCUUCAGUGCCUAUCAGACGGCCUUCGCCUGCCUGGGCCUCCUGGUACAGCAGCUCAUCUUUUUCCUGACCAUGGCAGCCCUGGCCUUCCUGCUCUUCAUGCCGGCACUCCAUGGCAGCAACCGCCUGCUCCUGAGGGCCCUGCAGUCCUCCUGGCACUUCUGGCUGACUCUGGCCCUGGCUCUGAUCCUACAGAACAUAGCAGCUCGCUGGGUCUUCCUAGACACACGCCACAGCCACCCAGAGCUCACCAACCGGCGAGCGCUGUACGCCACCACCUUCCUCCUGCUCCCCGUCAACGGGAUGCUGGGCGUCCUGGGGGCCACCUGGCGUGUGCUGCUCUCUGCCCUCUACAACACCAUCCACCUGGGCCAGAUGGACCUCAGCCUGCUGCCUCCUCGAGUGGCCACUCUUGACCCAGGAUACCACAUUUACCAGAACUUUCUGGAGCUGGAGGCUAGCCAGUACCAUCCUGCCGCAACCGCUUUCUGCACCCUGCUGCUGCUGCAGGCACAGGAAAGCCGAACCCGUUCUUUAGGGAUCCCUGCCGCUACCCAAGACAGCCUCAGCCGGAGGGAGGAGGAGGAAGAAGAAGGAAUGCAGUUGCUGCAGACCAAGGACGCCAUUGCCAAGGGAGCCACCAGGCCCCGGGCUAGCCGCUGCAGGACCCGUUGGGGCCUGGCUUACACACUGCUGCGAAACCCCAGCUUGCAGGCUGGGCGGAAGAGGGUGCUGUGGGCUGCCCGGGCCAACGGCACCCAGCCCUGAGUGGGCACGACGGACCACUGCUCUGCCCUCCCCUGCCCCAGAAGAAUCUGGCAUGGGAGGUGGGGAGCCCCUCCAAGGACUAUUUGAAUAGGAGCUGUCUGUGUCUAGAGAACUGAGCCUGCCCUUGGCCAUGGGCCUGUGACUGGUCAGGCGCUUGGUCCAGGGGCUGGUGGAGCUGUGGGGCCAUAUCUCGGGCCUAAUCCUUGCCCUGGCUUGGCCACCAGCCUGGCAGCCCUGGGCUAGCCAGGGACCUCACCCUGUGGAGCUGGCAGUGCUGCUUCCUCUGGGACCAGCUGCUCCUCCUCUCUGGCCUAGAAGGAGUGAGACCAGGCCCACACUGGCAGCAGACAUGUCUGUCUUUGGCUGCCUUUUGCUGCCAUGAAGGAGGCCCCAGUGCUCCCAGUAAUAAACUUGUAC
Molecule: messenger RNA, 2640 nt
Organism: Ochotona princeps (American pika)
Lineage: Eukaryota; Metazoa; Chordata; Mammalia; Lagomorpha; Ochotonidae
Gene: STRA6
Product: signaling receptor and transporter of retinol STRA6
Exons: 19
Coding region: 187-2223 (678 amino acids)
Biological process (GO): vitamin A import into cell
Cellular component (GO): plasma membrane
Molecular function (GO): signaling receptor activity; retinol transmembrane transporter activity
Source: RefSeq, a predicted model, not a curated record